GAAAAGCCGGAAUUUAGGAUCCUUUCGCCACAAUUUAUGUGCAAUUCAAAGGAUACCAAUAGCUCAAUUGAAUCUCCACCGGAAAAAAUUACAAUUCGCUUUCAGCCGAAGGAAGGCAAGAAACUCACAUACUUAGUGCGAGUUUAUUUUGAAUUCAUUGAAGGAUGGAAGAGUCAGAGGCAUACAAUUUCUCUCUGGCGAAGCAUUCGAAUGCUCGAAAAGAGGAUUCGGAAUACAAGUGAAGAGAUUUCAAUGAAUAAUCAGAUUCAUAUAGAUCAAAAGGAACUUACUCCCGGGGUGAUUUACACUUUCAAUAUCGGCGGAAAGGAUUCAGUUGGGGACAUGAGUGCUGAGAAAAAUGUUACUGUUAUAUAUCGAGCGGAUAAUGGUGCUAAAUCCAAAAGGGAUAUUUCACUGUUGCUCAUUGGAUCCGUCUACAUGUACGGUCAUUUGCCACUCCUCAUUCAGGCCAAUUUGAUUUUUUGUGAACCUACUAAUGACUAUGUGUUCAAAUGGGAUAUGCAAAACUUGGAGGAAGAACAUCGAAUAUGGCUAAAGACUCCUGGAAAAACUUUCUACUUGCCGCCAAAUCUUGUCAAACCUACUCAACAAGACAGGAUCGAUGUUCAAGUCCUUAAUACAAAUCGAACUGAAAUCUACACACAAUCAACGAUGAAAUUGCACAUUUUGAAGAGAGAUUUCUUUGCCAUUCUCACCCCUAUGAACCUAUCUAUUGGAAUUGACCGUCGAAUUUUGUACAAACUAUCAAUUUCGCAAAUGGAUGUUGAUGAGUAUGCAGUUGAGGUAUCUUGGGACUGUGAAGAUUUACUGAACAGUAAUGAUACAAGGUGUGAGAAUUUCGAGGGAAGCUCUAGCCACAGGCUGGAAGUAUUUUUUACCGCUUCGGGAAUGUAUCGUAUAACUGCAAUUAUUACGUAUCAGGAGCUUACGCAGGAGCUGUCUUCGUAUGUAACCGUAGAUCCUAGGAUAAUAGCUUCCGUGCAGUUUCCUAAUAUUAAGCCUGAACCUCUAGUCUCGUGGAGAUCUCUAAGAGUACCAGUUAUUGUUAACAACGUCAUCCCUCUCUGUCACCUUCAGUGGAGUACAGUAAACGUAACUGAGGAUCCUAGAUAUGGAUUUAUCGAUAGAUCCUAUUUUCCAAGUCGGGUUAUUCCGGACUUGGAGAAGAAUUUUCUGUCAGACAUUGUAGAAAUCAGUAAUGCUACAUAUUCUGAAGAUUUUCCACUCGUAGUUCCUGCAGGAUCCGAAGACUUUGCAGGGAUAGAACCUGAGAAGUCCUACGUCUUUCGUCUACUAGUAACGUGUCCCGCACCUAUCCAGGAAUGGGAUAGUGAGAGCGAAGGAAAUGUCACGAGUUAUACAGAUUUGAUUUUAGGCUCAAAACAAGCACCAAUUGCUAGACCCUUGCAGGUUUUUCCUGAGGAGGGGACAGCCCUAAAAACCCUUUUUACUAUGUUUACGGGAACUGCUACGGACACUCCUGAUGACUAUCCCUUAAGGUACCUAUUUCAGUAUCAAAUUGGGGGUAUAUUGGUGGAUUUAGAGGAGUACUACGAAAAUAUGGAGAUCAUCACAGAACUUCCCUAUUCCGAAGAACCUAUUAGGAUAUUUUACAGAGUUUGUGAUACUAGAAAUGCCUGUUCAAGGACAGAAGGACCCCCUAUUAGGGUCAAUUUGACUGAAGAUUACUCAGAUAAGGAAUUCCAGUUCAAAUUGGAAAAGAUAAAAUCAAUGAUUUUCCGAACAGACUACACCAAUAUGUUUUCAACGAGUAUCUCCUGUAUCUUUACGUUCAAGGCUUUUGGUAAUAAGAAAUUCUACGAUAGAUUGAAAGUUGAACUUCUUCAGGAGAUCCAGAGGGAGACUAGUCGGCUAGAGACAUUCAAGAGUGAAGAUAUGUUCAUUUCUGAGCAAAAGAUUCUCUCCUUUGUGAAAUACAGCAAAAUCCUGGCAGAACUUCUAGGUGACAGGAGCAUUAAGUUAAAGGAAAAGCUACUGAACCUCUUGAAUACUAUCCCUCAAAGCAGAUCAGAUGAAUAUGGAUCUUCAGAUGAAAGUAAUUUGGUCAUGAAGCGAUCAAUUGACGAAGAAUCUUUUGAAGAAAGGAAUUUAUCUGAAGAUGACUUCCUUCAGAAAGGAAUAUUGGAAUUACAACUCAGAGAGGCUAUUAUAAAUUCUCAAAAUAAUUCAGAAAACUCCGAAGAAAACCUACAAUUGAAGCAGAACUUUACCCAACAGGUUAGAGAUUUUAUAGGAAACCUUUUGUGUCCUUCAAUGCAAUUGUCAACGGAAUACAAACUUGUAUCGUCAGACUUUUCAUUGGAAAUCUACCGUGGAAAUGGCUUUCAGGCUCAAGUGCGGAAUUUUUCACUCCCAGCCUCUCCAUCCGGAGACAAACUUUCCAGUGGAUUUGUUUUCCUAAGGAACGUUUUUGAUACUCAACCUACAGAGGAGUACUGUGCUUCGAGAAUUGCAUACUCCUCGGACUUUCUAACUGGCGAUCUUAGUCAGGAAAUAAUCAGCGUAGAUCUCUUUGAAAUUGAUUCCGAAUUGAAUUCUGCGAGGAUUUUAGAACCAGGGAGAGACAGUGAAAAGUUUUCUGUGAUAUCCUUCCAAUUGAGUAAUGAAAGGUAUCCGGAAGAAGUAAAAUGCGUUAUCUGGAAUGGGGAAACCUGGACAGAUGAAUACUGUCUGGUUUUAUCAGUAGAUCCGUCUAGUAUUGAAUGCCAGUGCUCUACACUCGGAUUUGUAAAACCAUUUUCCGAUUAUCGUUAUGAAUAUUCUGAGGAUUUCUUAAACGUCACAAUUACGACAGAAUUGAUAAACACAACCCCAACAAUUUCAUCAACCAACGAACUAAUCAUGCAAAGCGAAUCAACAGUGAAUGAUCCUCCAGUUGACUACAUCUUAAAAUCAAAUGUCAUUCAAACUGAAUCUCUUGUAAUCACAACUGAUAUCAAACAAACUGCGAAAAGUGUCUCCGAUAUGUUCACCUUCUCUCCAAUUGUCAACAAAGGAGCUGAAGAAGUUGUGUCAGUGACGACCACAAUUCAGAAAAAUUCUUCAGAACCAACAGAUGAUCAUGAAGAAAUUGUCAGAGAAUCCAGCUACUCGAGCCUAAUUGGUUUCAUCGUCAUAGGAGUAUUUUGCCUAAUCAUUAUCUUGAUGCUAUCAUUGAAUCUCUAUUUUAUGCGCAAAAAGAGAAAAAUGAAACAUCUCCAGGAAUUGCAGAUAAUGUCAACCGAAGCCAGAAUGCAGAGCGAAGAGAUAAAAUAUGCUCGCUUCUACGAUGAACAAAUGCUGUCAGGAAAUUAAUAAAGACUUUGGGUUUCUGCGGUAGGAUAUUUUUUAAAAUCUCCUUUUUUUAUUUGUAUUCUUAAAUACUGACAUUCCUUCUUAUUUUAUCUCAAUUUCUUCCCUUCAAUCAUUAAAGCAUUCUUUUCAAUUUUUUUCUCCUUUUAAAAAUCAAAAACUGUUCAAUUUUUUUUCUAUGGCAGUAAAUUGAAAAUUCUUUUCAUCUCUUUUGUUAUUUUUUUUCUUCAUUCUUUUUCAAUUCAAUUGCAAACUAAUCUGUUCUCUUUAUCAAAUAAAACACUCUUUUUCUUUUUUUU
This is a messenger RNA of Phlebotomus papatasi, 3632 nucleotides long. RefSeq lists its product as uncharacterized. The record is from RefSeq and is a predicted model, not a curated record. The annotation marks the transcript as partial. The transcript is spliced from 8 exons. NCBI's taxonomy places the organism in Eukaryota, Metazoa, Arthropoda, Insecta, Diptera, Psychodidae.